CAUUGCGUAAGUGACGUCGUCAACACUGCAGUCUCUCACUAACAGCUACAGUAGCAGAACCACAGCACGCCCAUCAAAAUCUCUGAACUUCCAGUUCCAACCAGCUAACAUAGAAGAAAAGGAAAGGACCAUAAUGGAGGCAGCAUCUUCCCAGCUGGACCCAGAUCUAAUAAGGGAGGUUCUUGAAUGCCCUAUCUGCCUGGAGACCUACAACCAGGAUCAAAUGAGACCCAAACUCCUGCAGUGUGGUCACACAGUGUGCCGGCAGUGUCUUGAGAAGCUAUUGGCUAAUACUAUAAAUGGUGUGCGCUGCCCCUUCUGUAGCAAGGUGUCCCGUAUGAGCAGUAUCUCCCAAUUGGCCGAUAAUCUGACUGUGCUCAAGAUCCUAGAUUGUACUACAUCCUGCAGUGCUGCUACUGCUGCCCUAAUGUGCAAGUCCUGCUGCAACCGCCUACCACGACAGUACUGCCAUGAUUGUGCUACAGUCCUCUGUGAGCUCUGUAAAGGGGAGGGCCACCUGCAUCAAGGCCAUGCAGUCCAGCCGAUUAGGGUGGCUGCUGAACAGCGUCGUAAAGAACUAGGUGGCAAGCUGACUUCUCUGCGCGAUGUUAUGGGCGAUAUUCAGAAGAAAAAGACAGCUAUUGAAAACAUCUCUAAGUCCUUGAGACUAAAGUACCAGGCAGUGCAGCAGGACUAUACUUCAGCUGAGCUACGUCUUCAAGAGGAACUCAGCAGGUCUCGAAGGACAUUCACAGCCUCCAUGGCAGAAGUGGAAAAGCUUAAUGGGCAAGUCCUGGAGGAGCAGACGUAUCUCCUCAACAUUGCAGAGGUAAAAGUGGUGUCACGCUGUGAUUAUCUGAGAAUGCUGGUGAGGCAGAGCGAUAUUGCUUUGCUAAAGGAUGAUGGCGAAGGUAAUGAUGAUGAAGAGCUGGAUUUGAGGAGCAGCUUGCCCAUCAUGUUUCAGCUGCAAGAGCCAGAGCUGGUCAGAACAGAGCACUCUAAGCCUGUAGAAGUGGGCCAAGUGACCACAAAUACUUAUACUGUCAAUACAGAGGAUGAGGAGAGGGGUUUGGAGAUAGCACUUGAGGGUUAUGUAGAGAGUGAAGCUGGGGCAAUAGGGGCUACAGGUGGUGGAAGGGGGGCUCCAAUGGAUCAUUACCGAGACAUUGACAUGGUUGCAGCUGUAGAGGAUGCGGCAUGUGGUUCACCAGGCAGCUUUAAGUCAAAGUCUAUGGAUGCAGGUGGGGGAUCACCUGGAGGAGCUGGGGCAAGUGCAGGGCCGGCAGUCUGCCAGUUUGUGAAGAAGAUGGGCUCCAAGGGAACGCUACCUGGCAUGUUCAAUUUACCAGUCAGCAUCUGUGUAGCACAACAAGGUGAGGUCAUGGUGGCUGACCGUGGCAACUACCGCAUCCAGAUCUUUAAUCGCAAAGGUUUCCAGCGUGAAAUCCGCCGCAAUGCCAGUAGCAUCGACAACUUUGUCCUGAGCUUCCUUGGGGCUGAUCUGCCUAACCUCAUCCCCUUAUCCAUUGCUAUCACUCCUCAAGGCCUGAUUGGGGUCACUGACAACUAUGAUAACUCGGUUAAAGUCUACACUAUGGAUGGACACUGUGUGGCUUGCCAUAAGAACCAGCUGAUUAAACCCUGGGGCAUUACUGCCAUGCCAUCAGGUCAGUUUGUGGUGUCAGAUGUGGAAGGUGGCAAGCUGUGGUGUAUCGCAGUGGACCGCAAUCUAGGUGUGGUCAGCUACAAUCGAUUGUGCUCUGCUGUGCGGCCAAAGUUUGUGACAUGUGAUGCGGCUGGAACAGUCUAUUUCACCCAGGGCCUAGCCCUGAACUUUGAAAAACGUCACAAUGAGCCCCACCUGGAAGGUGGCUUCUCUAUUGGCUCAGUGGAUGCAGACGGCCAGUUAGGCAAGCAGCUCAGCCAUUUCUUCUCAGAGACGGAGGACUUCCGUUGUAUCACUGGCAUGUGUGUGGAUGUCAAUGGGGAUUUGCUGGUAACAGACAGUGGCAGGAAAGAAAUCCUCCAGUUUCCCAAAGAGGGUGGAUUCAAAAUUCUUAUCCAUGAAGGGCUGACCUGCCCUGUAGGAGUGGCCACCACCCAGAAAGGACAACUGCUUGUGCUGGAUUGUUGGGACCACUGUGUCAAAGUCUACACAUACAUUCAGAGGAGACACUCCUCCACUUCAUAGAGGACCAAUCCAGUCUUUCUGCACAUGAGAGGUUUAGUAGGUAUGUGUUGGUAGGUGUGUAUGGAAAUUUGGAAAAGGUUAUCCAUCACAAGUCUCACUCCAGCAUUCAUUGAGUUAAUACAUUAAUGUUCUAGUCAAUUUGGUUUAGUUUAAAACCCACUGCAUUUUAAUUGAAUACCUCAAAUUAAAAAUAUGCUACUUAA
Sander lucioperca (pikeperch) is the source of this 2394-nucleotide messenger RNA. RefSeq names its product tripartite motif containing 32 (gene trim32). The record is from RefSeq and is a predicted model, not a curated record. Gene Ontology annotation, molecular function: zinc ion binding; protein binding. The transcript has 2 exons. Bases 134 to 2191 code for a protein of 685 amino acids. Lineage: Eukaryota; Metazoa; Chordata; Actinopteri; Perciformes; Percidae.